Molecule: messenger RNA, 1029 nt
Organism: Dovyalis caffra
Lineage: Eukaryota; Viridiplantae; Streptophyta; Magnoliopsida; Malpighiales; Salicaceae
Source: the annotation of a GenBank genome assembly
AUGGCAGAUCUGAAGUCAACCUUCUUGAAUGUCUUCUCUGUUCUCAAGAAAGAGCUUCUCGAGGAUCCUGCUUUUGAAUGGAGUCCUGAUUCUCGCGAAUGGGUAGAGAGGAUGUUGGACUACAAUGUGCCUGGAGGGAAGCUGAAUCGGGGACUCUCCGUGAUAGACAGCUACAAAUACUUGAAAGAAGGAAAGGAAUUAACAGAAGAUGAAAUCUUUCUAGCAAGUGCACUUGGUUGGUGUAUUGAAUGGCUUCAAGCAUAUUUUCUUGUCCUUGAUGACAUUAUGGAUAAUUCCCAUACAAGGCGUGGUCAACCCUGCUGGUUUAGGGUGCCCAAGGUUGGUCUUAUUGCAUCAAAUGAUGGAGUUCUGCUUCGCAAUCACAUUCCCAGAAUUCUCAAAAACCACUUCAGAGACAAGGCAUACUAUGUAGAUCUCCUCGAUUUGUUCAAUGAGGUGGAAUUUCAAACAGCCUCUGGACAGAUGAUAGAUCUGAUUACGACCCUCGAAGGAGAAAAGGACUUGUCCAAGUACACUUUGUCUCUACACCGGCGAAUUGUGCAGUACAAGACUGCCUACUACUCAUUUUAUCUUCCUGUUGCAUGUGCAUUGCUCAUGGCGGGUGAGAAUCUGGACAACCAUGUUGAUGUAAAGAACAUUCUUGUUGAGAUGGGAACCUACUUUCAAGUACAGGAUGAUUACUUGGAUUGCUUUGGUGAGCCAGAGACAAUUGGUAAGAUAGGAACAGAUAUUGAAGAUUUUAAGUGCUCUUGGCUGGUCGUGAAGGCUUUGGAGAUAUGCAACGAAGAGCAAAAGAAACUAUUACAUGAAAACUAUGGGAAAGCUGACCCGGCAAAUGUAGCGAAAGUGAAGGCCCUCUAUCAUGAGCUGAACCUUCAGGGUGUAUUUGCCGACUACGAGAGCAAAAGCUACGAGAAGCUGAUAACUUCUAUAGAAGCUCAUCCUAGCAAAGCAGUGCAAGCAGUGUUGAAGUCCUUCUUGGCUAAAAUUUACAAGAGGCUGAAAUAG